AUGGCCCCGCACCGCAUCCAUAUCGCGGUCCUAGACGCCGACGUCCCCUGUCUGUCCGUCUACGUCAAACGAGGCCUCUACAGCUCCCAAUUCCGCGUCCUCCUCCAAGCGGCCGCAAACCGCCUCAACGAACGAGCCGAGAUCCCUCUCCAAAACGGCCCUCUAGCCGUACACAUCACGGCCUUUGACCCCGUCGGCGGCUCACUGCCACCUCUGGACUCCCUCCGCACACACCCACGUACCUCGACCGAACUCCAAAAUGGACCAUUCGGUGUCAUCGACGCUAUCCUGAUUACCGGAUCGGCCGCGUCGUCGUAUGACCCGUUACCCUGGAUUGCGGAGGUACAAUCAUUCAUCCAAACGGUGCAUGCGAAGUACCCGCUCGUGAAGAUAUUCGGCUCUUGCUUCGGUCACCAAAUUAUCGCGCAAGCACUGCUUUCCACGCCUACGAGUCGCGCAACUAUAGACAACACAUUCAAUGUCCAGCCCGCACAGACGGGCUUCGAAAUGGGUAUUCAACCCAUUACCCUGGACCCUGCAUUUACCACGCAUUUCCCGCCGCUAGCCCGUGUAUCCUCCACGGGACCCUUCCGCAUCCAAUUGAUCCACGGCGAUCAAGUGCUUCCCACCCCGCAAGCCGUCGCGGCCGCUACAUCUGCAGGACAGACAUCCGUCUCCCUACCUCCGCCGUGGAUGAAUAUCGGCGCGAGCGCGGCGUGUCCAAUCCAGGGAUUAUACUACCCCGGUCGAAUCCUGACGUAUCAGGGUCAUUUUGAAUUUGAUACGCUUGUGAAUAGCGAGCUGACGCGGGAAUUUGGGAGGCGUCAGGGCUGGCCCCAGGCUGUCGUUGAUAAGUAUGAACGUCAGAUUAAUGUCUCGAGGGUGACCGGAAAGGAUGACGAUGAUGAUUCUAAGGCUGCGGCGGAGGCGGUGGUGCUUUUCUUUGCGGGGAUAGAUCAGACCCCGAAGUUUGAGAGUGUGCAGGUUACCGAUGGAUUGAUGACGCCGCCACUGGAAGAGACUUCGGGUGUAUUACAAGGCUGA
This is a messenger RNA of Penicillium brasilianum, 1044 nucleotides long. NCBI's taxonomy places the organism in Eukaryota, Fungi, Ascomycota, Eurotiomycetes, Eurotiales, Aspergillaceae. The record is from the annotation of a GenBank genome assembly.